AUGGACGACGAUGAAGGUGACGAUGACGAUGAUAAGGAUGACGAGGACGAUGAGGACGAGGGGGAUGCCGAAGAGCUAGGUGGAGCAGAGGAGAACGGCACCGGCAGCGCUGAUGGCGCAAACGACGCUUCUUUGAGUUUUGAGGACGUGGGUGAGGUGUCUAAUGCGCAAACAGCUGGCGCUAACGUCGGUGGCGAGUCGACCAAUGACGAGUUGUAGUAGGCGUUGCGCAACUGCGUGAUUUCUGCUCUGCCAACCAUACAUCAACGGUUUUUUACGUCUACCGCACUACUAAAUUAUCAUUGACGUUUUAACGGGACAAAAAA
Messenger RNA from Chondrus crispus (carragheen), 326 nucleotides. RefSeq lists its product as hypothetical. Lineage: Eukaryota; Rhodophyta; Florideophyceae; Gigartinales; Gigartinaceae. The coding region runs from base 1 to 219 and encodes 72 amino acids. The record is from RefSeq and is a predicted model, not a curated record. The transcript is spliced from 2 exons.